AUGAGACAUUCACCCUCCCCAUCUCCUACGACAGACCUCUCCAUAUUCGGUCCUUCCGCCGAUAUCCGGCUCCGGACGAACGACCAUCAUUCCAACAGCCGCACUAGCAAUGCUUCGCCUAUCGAUGUCCUGGCGCACAAAUAUGUCCUCUCUCGCGCCUCUCCUUUCUUCAACGAUAUGUUCACCCUCUACGAAAACUAUCAUGAGCCUGUGCCGGUGUAUGAGAGUGCAUGGGUCCUAAUCACUGUGUUGAGAUUUGUCUUCGACCCGCGUUCGACGUAUACUAUUCCUUCAUUAUCAGCCCUUGUCCCACUCCUCUCCGCCUCACAGAAAUGGCUCCUCGCACGUCCUCUCAAGGCUCUCCGCGCCAUGCUUGUCCACCCGAAUUUCCUCGCAACGGAACCGUUAAGGAUAUUCGCUAUUGCUACACGGUUCGAGUUUGACGAGGAAGCGAGAAUAGCGAGCGAGUGGGUUCUGAGGACGGGAGCGUUGGGCGAUGGGAUCCCAGAAGAGUUGAAAUGGGUCACUGCGUUCGCGUUCUGGGAGUUGCAGAGGCUGCAUCGCAGACGGGUGAAUGCGGCGUGCGAAAUCCUACGCUGGCCUGAAACCUACCCGCUCUCGUCUGCCCCCAUCGCCCAUUCCUCCAACAACCCAGGCCACUUCCCUUCCUUUAUCUCCUCUACCAUUUCAACGUCUUUUUCUGCUCAACCAUCCGCCUCCCGCUUCGACCCAACCGCCGCCCCACUCGUCCCUCCCAUUUGCAUGCAAUGCUCCGCCCGGGGCUUUGGCUCCCUCUCGCAUGCCACGCCACGCUGGUGGGAAGAGUGGCGGUCGAAAGCCAUUGUCGAGCUGAGGAAGAGGCCGGUCAGCGCAGAGAGUGGGAUCUUUGACAUGAAGUUCCUUUUCGGUUGUGCUAAGAGGAGUGGGUGCGUCAGAUGUUGCGAGAGCGUGUUGGGGAGUUGGGCGUACCUUGAGGGGGUGAGGGCGAGGAUUGAUGCAUUAGAGGGGAGGAUCGAGCUCUGA
This is a messenger RNA of Stereum hirsutum FP-91666 SS1, 1023 nucleotides long. RefSeq lists its product as uncharacterized. The record is from RefSeq and is a predicted model, not a curated record. The transcript has 3 exons. NCBI's taxonomy places the organism in Eukaryota, Fungi, Basidiomycota, Agaricomycetes, Russulales, Stereaceae. Gene Ontology annotation, molecular function: protein binding. The coding region runs from base 1 to 1023 and encodes 340 amino acids.